This is a messenger RNA of Physella acuta, 2997 nucleotides long. RefSeq lists its product as uncharacterized. Lineage: Eukaryota; Metazoa; Mollusca; Gastropoda; Physidae. The record is from RefSeq and is a predicted model, not a curated record. Gene Ontology annotation, cellular component: membrane.
GCCACAGACAAACACGCUGGCAGACAGAGCGCCAGUCUCACGUCCUGCUUGCUGCCCAACGAACUGAGUCGGAGAUCUACGUCAGACAGAACUGGCUGCUCAGUUACCAUGACAUUUUGCUCGUAUGACGCCAUUUUACCUUGCUGCCUAGGUUAGUCAUGGCCUUGGUUGUGUUCACGUGACUCUGUAUUUUUCCCAAGGUGCAGCGUGCCUUGAAAAUCAAUACAGCAAACAUUAUCUACUCUAUGUUUAAGCGAGCUGAACCUGUGUGUUUAAUAAUGCAACAGUCCAGAUUGCAUACUAUAGAAGAAUAGUUAAAGAGAAGAAGACAGGCCUAAGGAAUUAUUCUUGUUGAUAGAAAUCAGGAAACAUGGAUAAACGAACAACGAGGGAUGUGGAUCGCACAACACCAAGUCUGAGUUUUGAAGAUAAUUUUUUGGAUAUAUCCAACCAACUCGGACAACCAUGGGCUGACUUCACCACGUCAACCUAUCCAGGCUCGGCUGCGAACAACCCGUGGUUGCCACUGACCGGUGACAUCCCAGACAACCAUGCUGACGCUAGCGGACAAAACACAGGACGGACGCUGCAUAACUUGGACGUGGGUAAACUGCCUAGCUUCAACUCGUCUGUUGACAACAAGUUUACUAAACAAGAUUUGGACGACAAUGAGCGUGUUUACCGUAUGCCAUCUGGCGCUGAGUUCAGUUACAUCAUCACCAGCACGCAGAAUCCCGGCAGAUCUGCUGUGCCAGAAUAUAAUCUCCAGACAUUUACAGAGCCAGAAGUGGUAAUACCAGUAGUGCCACACAUAAGGAAUUAUGUCCCUCUCAGUAUACUGGUUACUUUCUUGUUCUCCUGGUUGUUCGGGAUUCUGGCCAUCCAAUAUUCAUUAAAGGCCAAUAGAAGAAAGAGAGAGAAGCGGUACAAGGAUGCCGCCAACGAGGCGAGCAGUGCCUUCUACCUGAACAUGUUCGGCAUCUUCUGGGGAAUCAUCGGCUACGGGUUGAUGGGCUUUUUGAUCUGGUACUUCCAGAAGAACCUCGAGAAGCAACAGACCCAGCUGCAGUACGGAUAAUUGGAUGCCGUCCUUCUGCAGUACGGAUAGUUGGAUUGUGUUAAGUAAAGAACGCAGAGCAGAUGUAAACAGCAGACGGUAUAUUCUUUCUUUAGGCGUCAGAAACUAUUAGAUGUGGUUUGUUUGGGAGGUGUAGCUACCUCUAAAGGUGCUGGAGUAUUCUUCGAGAGUUGUUAUAGACUGCUAGAGGAGUUGGGUUAUUUGAGAGGUGUUAUAGACUGCUAGAGGAGUUGAGGUACAUGAGAGUGCUGUAGAAUGCUACAUUUCUCGCUAGAAAGAGAUGUUAUGUUACGUUAUAUAAAGAGACAGGCCGAUCUUUUAACACCGGUGUUUAUAAGCUAUGAGAGAUCUUUUAGACCACUCUGUUAAUUAGUAAUUAGACUUCGUUAUUCACAUUUAUCAAUUGCUGUAAUAUAAUAUGCGAUUUUGUUGAACUAUUGUUUUGAUGAUACACUGUAUUAUAUCUUCAAUUACAUUACAUUUUCUGAUAUGACUUUGAUCUGUUAAAUUAUAAUUUGAUAUUUUUUAACAUAUUUUCCACAAAGUGCCAUUUACUAUUUUAAGAUGGUUUCACUGUUUAUCUAUCAUUCGAUGCGUACACAAUCGGCUUUGCCUUUACCUAUAACAUAUUUCAAUUUUUCGUUUUUCUGGUGUUUGUGUAAUUUUAGAACAGUCCACGUUAGAUUAAGUAACGAAAGAGGCAGAUAGUAUGAGAAUCAAUUUAAGAAUACAUUUCAGUAAACACAAAUAUUUUCAUAGGUAAACUUGGCCAUAUUGUAAUAAUGUUUACAAUUUAAUAUAAAUACUUCGUGUCCAUAUGUUAUUUUAAGUAUCGCUUCUGCUGAUGUUAGAAUUAAAAAAAUAAAAAUAUUACUUCAUUGCGCAUGCGCAGUAUGUCUUUAUAAUUUAUAAUUUAUGCCAGCCAUUUUAACAGCAGGAUGUCUUUGUUUAUGUCUUUAUUACCACGUGAAAAGUAAAUUAAUUAAUUACAAUAAUAAUAUUUUAAUUACAUCACCCACAGUUUUUAAAUAUUUAAUGAACCAUUGGAGAAUAUUACUGCUGAAGUCCAUUAAUAUAAUAAAAUAUAAAAUCAUAUUUAUUUUUAAAACUAACACAUAAAUUUAGUCUUGUAUAUUUACAAUAUCUGAAUACUAAAACGAAAAAAAUAAAAAAAAAGUAUAAAAAUUAACAUAUUAUAAAUUCGUAGUCUUGUAUAUUAACACAAUAAUUAAAAAAUAGAAAAAUAAAGUAGAAAAACCUUCUUACAAAUAGGCUGUUAAGUACAGUGAAUACGUAAAAAUAAACGUACUCAAAUGCAUUAGUAUAACCUCCUACAUAUUUUAAUUUUCCUUUUUGAAGUUUAAAAAAAUUAAACUUAUGCUAACAUCUUAUCCCGUUCCUGACUAAAUUUCGAUGACUUCGGCAUAGAUGGGAUAAUGUAAUCAGCAUAGUUUCUUUCAGGCAUCUCUUCCUAAACGAAAUAGAAUUUAUAUAGAACAUUUAUAGUUUUACCAGUAUUUCCCCUCCCCCCUCUAAAAUUUUUGUCCACUCCCGAAAAAUGUCAAGAACGCCUCUAAUAUGAUCAAAUCUAUGUUUUCUUAGAAUAUAUCGUUUUUUUUUCUGUUUGUAACUGUUAAAUUAAAAUAAAAUAAACCACACUUUUACUUUUGCCAUCUGAAAAUUUUUAAUUUAUUCAUCAAGCAUUUAUUUAAAUACAUGAUAUAACAUUUUUUAUGAAGAAUAACAAAUAGAAUGUUUGCUUAAUUUGUUGUUUAUUUCUUUUGUAAUAUUUAAUUAGAUAGAAAUGUGAUUUGUAUACUGUAGACGUAUUUCGCUAGAAUAACUACAUUCUUAUUUUGUAACACUUUUUCACGAUUGUAACUUUUGAUAUAAAAUACAUAUUUGUUUUGUUCCACAAA